This is a messenger RNA of Hypanus sabinus (Atlantic stingray), 15142 nucleotides long. RefSeq names its product PKHD1 like 1, tandem duplicate 1 (gene pkhd1l1.1). The transcript has 80 exons. The coding region runs from base 41 to 13063 and encodes 4340 amino acids. The record is from RefSeq and is a predicted model, not a curated record. Lineage: Eukaryota; Metazoa; Chordata; Chondrichthyes; Myliobatiformes; Dasyatidae.
AGUAUUCAGAAGCUGAAAGGAUUGGGAACCGUGGGACAGCAUGGUUGGCUGGCUCAUGCCCUGGAGCCUGCUGAUAUCUCUCCAUCUCUGCUCAUGGCAGUUGGCAGGUUCCCAAGUUGCUCCAAAAGUUUUUAGCGUCAAUCCUAACUAUGGAAGCCAGAAUGGAGCAACAAGGCUGACAAUCAAAGGGCAAGGAUUCUCAGUGGGGCAUCAAUUUGACUUUGGAGCAGAAGAUGAAAGGUUGGGCAACAACGUGCAGCUGGUAUCGGAUACCAGGUCCAUCCCCUGCGAUGUGGAGAGGGAAUCCAGCCAUGAAACACAGAUUAUCUGUUACACCAGGCCCCUUCCAAAUGACGACUAUGUUGUUGUAGUGAGUGUGGAUGGGAUUCCUAUUGUUAACCAAUGGAGAUACUUUCAUGCACGCAGCUACCGCACGCCAACCAUUGAGGACAUUUCACCAAUGUCUGGAUUUCCAGGCCAACUGAUUACUAUCAAAGGGAAAAUUUUCACUGAUGUCUACGGCAGUAAUAAACCAAUGGAUUCCAGUCACAGCAACAUCAAGAUUGUAAGAGUCUAUGCUGGAGGAAAGCUCUGUGAUUUAGUUCAUCCGGACUCCGAUAACUUGUAUGGUUUGAAACUUAACUACAGGGAUAAAGGCACUAUGACCUGCAGAAUGACUGGCACAUACAUAGGCCACCAUAAUAUGAGCUUCAUUUUGAAUAAUGGCUAUGGAAGGUCUCUACCUCGUGCAGAAGCUUAUUUUGUUUCCUCGCUCAAUAAACUCAGCAUGUUCCAAACCUACGCAGAGAUGACUGGCAUCUACCCAUCUGAAGGGAGUGUGGAAGGAGGCACUCUGCUGACAGUGAAAGGGAGGUUCUUUGAUGAAACAGAUGCCCCAGCCAAAGUUACUGUGGCAGAUCAAACCUGUGAGAUUCUCAGGCUCAACGCAAGUCAAAUAAUCUGCCAGGUGCCAAAAGAAAGCAAUUUUUCCAGAACAGUUUUCCCAGGAGGAAGAGGUUUGAAGGUGGAAACUUGGAAGGGUGGUACCCUGAGUGACUUGCCAAACUACAAUGAAAGUACUGUGGGAUACUCAGCAUCAUGGGUUGAUGAGGCCUUUUAUAAACCCUCCACAAUAUGGAGUCCAUCUGUUACCCGUCUUAGUGGAUUCUUUGUUGCUCCAGAGACCGACGAUUACCGUUUCUACAUCAGAGGGAACGGUGUAUACAAACUUUACCUUAGCUUAACCGGGCAUCCUCAGGAUAAGGCUAAAGUUGCCUAUGGCUCCAGGGAGACCUGGAGUUACACAAGCUACUCCAGCCAGUCCUCUGAUAUACUGCAACUCGAAAAAAAGAAAGAAUAUUACAUGGAAGUGCUCCUGCAGGAAACCACAUCAUCAUCCUUUGUAUCUGUUGGUGUGUACCGCAACAGUACCUCUUACACCGAGCAGCAGACAGCAGACUCCAUCAAUGAACAGCAGUACAUCAGGUCAUUCUCCCAGGUUGUCUACGAGAAGCAGAUUGUAACCUUGGAGAACUGGACAAUAGGAAGUGCGGUCAGUGAAGUUCAGCAGGUCACCAUCACCAGUCCAUGCUGGGACUCUGACUCCUGCUCAUUCCACUGGUAUAGGCUCAUCUACAACCAGGAGCACACAGGGCUUCUUCCCGCAGACGCUUCAGGCGUACAGAUUGAGCAGGUUUUAAAUGAUCUGUGGUCGAUUAAACCUGAUACAGUGAAAGUGUCAAGCACAGCAAUCAGCCAAGGCUUUGCCCACACAGUGGCUUUCAUCUCCACAAGAGGGGAUUUUGAUUUACUCCAGCACGAGGCAUUGGGCGGAAGCAACAUCACCAUCGAAGUGGUGGAACAGGUCAAGGGGAGACCCAGUAUGGACACUUUCUCACUGAGGCUGGACGGGAUCAAUUCCAGGCCCCUUCCAAGUGCAGCUACUGCUGAUGAGGUAAAAGCUGUGUUAGAAGAACUGGUGGGUGUGAAAUGUCCUGAACACAUCGCUGGCUAUAGCAGUGGAUAUGCAGUCAAGUACUUCAAUGAUUUUGAAGACUGGGGCUACAGCUAUUACAGUGGCCAGGUGACGGUGGAGACUGAUGCCUUCUGUGGACGACACUCUGUCAAAAACCCCAGUUAUCUGUAUGGCUUUGCUGAAACCCAUCGGUCUUUCCUAUUAGACACCUACAAGCAGCUUUGCUUUGCAUACAAAGGAAUCUUGGAAAAUUCUAUUUGGCUCUCAAUGAGUUAUGAAGAAGAAAGCAAAACACUGACCAAGUCUUUUUGGGUAUCGUACAGUUUUGCUGAAGGGAAUCAGUGGACCUAUACCUGCAUCAAUUUGCUUACGUCUGUACAAGCCAUGUUUCCGAAAGGGAGCAACUUCUUGCUGGAAAAAAUCUAUGUGUGGAAGAAAUCAGCCCACGAUUUAUUUGUGGAUACUGUUUACAUCGGGCAACAUGCUACAACCAGUGGUCAAGAAGAUGUUCCGAUGAGAACACUCCCACCACUGAUUACCAGAGGGAUUAUUAUUCAGAAGUUCAUCGUCACAGAGAAUAGAAACAUGAAUGACAGUUCAUCUGUUGAAUAUGAGAUAACUAUGGUUCCCUUCAACUGUAGCUUCAACUUUCCUUUGCUAGAGAUUGGCUUUGCUCAGGUGAGUUCGAUGUGGACCCCAUGGGAACCACAAAGCUCGGCGCACACCAUUGUUACUUACCUCACCAACACCGGGUUGCAGGUAGUUCAGACACAGCAGGAACACCUCCCAGAACUGCUGCCUCUGAUAGAUAAAGGGAACAUCAUCACCUGCAGGGACCCCACCUCCUCACCACCAACCCAAAUUGCAUUCAACAGCUCUAAGGACAUGGCUGUCUACAGGGGAUCCACCUGGCCCAGCGGGUCCAUUAUAAGAGUGUGGAGAAGAGAGGCGGCAUCUCCUCCCAUCACUGGCACCAUGGACAUUCAGGCCUACGGUCAGCUGCUGAAGGGAUUGCCAGUCGAUAUUUCUACCCUGGAAAUGCAGUACAGUUUGCAAAGCAUUCCUGAGAUUGGGACUGUGGCUGUGUGGGGGACAGGCAGCUGCUCGAGGUACCUGUGGAGGGUGACGUGGCUGAACAAGGUUGGAAAUCAGCCCAUGCUCCAGGUUAAUGAUUCAAAUGUUCACGGCAUCAAUGCAGGAAUUUCAGUCACUGAGAAUAAGCGUGGAGGUCAGUUUAGUCAACGCCUGAUUGGAGACCUGUUCCGCACACCACACAUUCUGCCCCAGGUUCAGGUUUUCAUCAACGGCAUUCCCAGCAAAUGCUCUGGGGAUUGUGGAUAUAGAUGGACUUCUGCGAAAACCCCUGUCAUUACAGGCAUCAGCCCCAGCAGAGAGGAGUCUGGCAUUGCGGUCAUGACCAGAUCACUGGAGCAGACUCAAGGGGCUGAAUACACUACUCCUGCCAUGUUUCCUCUUAUUAUGUUCCAACUACAGGUUCAUCAUGUUCUACCAUGGGCACAGCCACCUCAAGCCUGCAGUGACUAUGACCAAAGUGUAAUUUUGCCCUUUGCUCCUGCAGGUUCCUCUGUUUCAGGCACAGUCCUGACUAUAUCAGGCUUCCAAUUCGCCAACAGUUCAGAGACUGACACCACCCGGGUUCUGGUUGGAGGAGCCAAAUGUCCAAUCACAAGACUGACUGAUACAGAAAUGACCUGUCUGAUCGGGCAACCCAACAUCACAGUGGCUCCGGUUACUGUCUACAUCGCCGCACUUGGUUUGGCAAAGCACUCGGGCAACCAGACAUUCACUUUCACCUAUGAGCUGGAGGUUGCUGGCAUUUUUCCUUCCAUGGGCAGUGUUGAAGGUGGGACCAUCCUGACGAUAUCCGGCUCCGGUUUCACUCCCGGUGCAACAAUUUUAGUCGGAAAGAAGCCCUGCCAUCUCCUCACACUGAGCCCCAGUGAGAUGACCUGCAGUACACCGGCUGCAGCGGCUGGAGUGGCCAACGUCUCUGUGUUCACUAAUGAAAUGCGUUGCACAUUGCCCUUCAAUUUCACUUACACAGAAGAGAAAAUGCCAGUAAUCUUGAAAAUAACUCCCACAGCAAGCAAUGUGGCAGGUGGUUCUAGUCUGACGAUCCAUGGGUCGAACUUUGGCAAUCAAUCUGGAGCCAGUCGUGUAUUCAUUGGGAACUCUGAGUGUCCGAUCCUCCAGUGGUGGCCUAACAACAUCACCUGUCAGCUGCCCAGCCUGCCCCCCGGAGCGUACCCCAUACAGACACGUGCCCCUAACAGUAGCACUGCAAAUGUUUCGAUUGAGUACAUCCUGCGUGUAACAGGAAUGACACCCCGGCUGGGUUCGCUGUAUGGGGGCACAGCAAUCACUAUCUCUGGGGCUGGUUUCAGUACCACCCCAGAAGGUAACACUGUCCAGCUUGGCUCCGUUCAAUGUCCCGUUUCCUUUGCUUCACCCAAUGUGAUUGAGUGUGCUCUUGGUUCAACUGGAAGAAGUUUCUUGGUCACCAACAAUGGCAGCCAUCCAACCCUAGGAGUUGGGUACAGCUGGAAUCCAUCAGUGCUCAAAAUCCUCGUAGGAGACACAAUCCACUGGCGGUGGGAGGCCCCACCUCUUGUCCAGGGCUUGAGCUACCGAGUCUUCAGUGUCUCCAGGUCCAGUGAUGUGAAUUAUAAAGGCAGGGGGUUUAUCAGUGGAAAUACCGGCACUCCAGCAGGCUUUUUCUCCCACCGCUUCACCUCCCCUGGCUCAUUUUUCUACAGCAGUGGUUACAUCGACCAGAACAGUAAGAUCUUCCUACAAGGCAUAGUGCAUGUGAGGGCAGCGGAAGAGAACUCCUUAAACCUGCGCGUUUCUGUGGCUGGGAUUGAGGCAGAAUAUCUAUCUGGACACUUGGAGACGGCGCAGUCACAACAGGAACAUGGUGGUAACUGUACAGCAGCCAAGCCCACCUGUCCCCAGAUCAGCAACAGCACUUCGGACAGCAGUAACUUCACAUUCCUUUUGUCUCCCUGCUACUCCCCCACCAUCAACAGCAUCAUGCCAUCUAAUGGCACUAUAUACGACAAGCUCACCAUCGUGGGCACUGGAUUCAGCAACGUCACCUGUGCUAAUAAGGUGAGAGUUGGGCAGCACCCUUGCAUCAUUGAACACAGCACAGAGUGGGAGAUUGUAUGCCAUGUGGAUGUGGAGGGAGAGAUGGAAGUUGGGGUGGCCGCUCUGGUGUCCGUGAAUGUCCACAAUCAUGGCUCUGCCAUCUCCACGCCAUCUGACGAAUUCAGCCGCCACUUUGUGCUGCUCCCUCACCUGGACAGGGUAACCCCCAGCCUGGGCUCUACCACAGGACGGACCAGGGUCACCCUCACCGGCGCAGGCUUUGGAAAGUCCUCCAGUACCAUCCAGGUGCAGCUGGCGUCAGUGCCCUGCACAGUUGUAUCUGUGAAUUACACUCAUAUCUGCUGUGAUUCAUCCGCCUCCAUUGCCUCCAGUGGGACUGUCAGCAUUUGGGUACGAGGUCUCUUGGCCACGUGUACUGGCUCCUGUAACUUCACCUACACUAAGAGCAUCACACCAAGCGUACUGACUGUCUCCCCAGAUGUCCUGGACACUGUCUACACUGAUGUGACUAUAAGUGGCCGAGGAUUUGGCAGCCAAGUCGAGAUGGUUCUUAUUUUAGUUGGCACUGCCAGCUAUAGACCUGCUGAAGUUUCAGACAGCAGCUUGAACACUACUGUGGGACCCCUACCUGUUGGUUCACACUCCCUCAGGGUCUUGAUCUUGGACAAGGGUUUAUCUGCUGAGAGUCUGUGGCUCACCAGUGCUGCCACAGCUUCUCUGCUCCCAGCCUCGGGAGGCAUUAACGGAGGCGCCACAUUGUCCAUCACGGGGAACGGUUUUGUCCUUGGUGCUACUACUGUGACAGUCGAUGGCUCCACUUGCCACAUUCUCACCAUCACCCCGGGAGAAGUCACGUGUGUCUCUCCAGCCUGUGGCCCAGGCACCGUCCAAGUAAAGGUUACAGUUUAUUCCAUGGUGUACCCACUCCUGACCUUCACCUGCAACCAAACAGAGACGCCCACUAUUCUCACUGUCUCUCCAACCAGUGGUGUAAGUGGAACAACACUCACCAUUCUUGGGCAAAGCUUGGGAUCUGGUGUCUCUGAGGUCAUGGUGUCAAUCGAUGGCGUCUUGUGCAAUGUGACCAUGGCUAACGAGAGCUGUGUGGAGUGCACUGUAGGACAUCACGCUGGGGGCAACUUCCCAAUCCUGCUGGAACAUGUCAGGAGAGGAUACGCAAACUCUGGCUUCUCAUUUCAGUACCAGCUCAACAUAACUUCUGUCUCUCCAGCUGAAGGCAGCUUUGGUGGUGGCCUGGUCCUGAUGGUGAAGGGCACUGGAUUUGACAUGCAGAAAUCGCGAGUGUUUGUGUGCGAUGGUGAAUGCAGAGUGGAGUCAGCGACCUCCAGUUCCAGCAGCCUGCACUGCCACCUGCCUCUCAAUAAUGGGACUGGGCCUCAGCAGGAGUGCAACGUGACCGUUGUAAACGGUGAAGAUUCAAUCCAGCUGCCCAACGCCUUCACCUACACGUCAGCUUUGACCCCUGUGGUGAUCGCCGUUGAGCCCAGGCGAGGAGGAACAGCAGGAGGCACCAAACUGACCAUCACAGGAUCGGGCUUCAGCACGAAUGAGACUUCUGUCACUGUGGCUGAAGCUGUCUGUGAGAUCCGGUCUGUGAAUGAAACCAACAUUGUUUGCAUCACUGGUGCACAAUCACCCUCUCAGAAGACCAAGGUCAAGGUCAACGUAAAGGGAAAUGGCAUCGCCAAACUGGACUUUGCAGAUUACUACUAUGUCGAUGUGUGGUCAUCACGGUACACAUGGGGAGGUCAGUCACCCCCUGAGAAGGGCUCUCUGGUGGUCAUCACCAAGGGCCAAACCAUCCUGUUGGACCAAAGCACGCCCGUGCUAAAGAUGCUGCUUAUUCAAGGUGGUUCUCUCAUCUUCGAUGAGGUCGACAUUGAACUCCAGGCGGAGAACAUUCUGAUCACAGAUGGCGGUCUACUCCAGGUGGGAACCAAUUCCACUCCUUUCCAACACAAAGCCACCAUCACCCUUCACGGCCACCUGCGCUCCAGGGAACUGCCCCUGUACGGAUCCAAGACUCUGGCAGUUCGAGAGGGCACACUGGAGCUCCACGGUCGGCCAAUCCCUAUAACGUGGACUCACCUGGCUGAGACAGCAGAGGCAGGCACAUCAACAAUAACACUCCAGAAAGCUGUGAGCUGGAAGGCAGGGGACCAAAUUGUCAUUGCAACAACUGGAGACAGGCACAGCCAGGGCGAGAGUGAGCAGAGAACGAUCGGGAACGUGUCAGUGGAUGGGAGGACACUGUACCUGACGGAGGGGCUGACAUACAGGCACCUGGGCACAGUGCUGCCCCUCCCUGGGACUGUGCUGGAGGCUCGGGCUGAGGUGGGGCUGCUGACUCGUAACGUGGUGGUGAGAGGCUCCAACAACGUGGAGUGGAAUGACCGCAUCGAGCGGUGUCCGGAAGGGUUUGACACUGGUGAGUUCACCACCCAGACCUGCUUCCAGGGGCGGCUGGGAGAGGAAAUCGGAAGCGAUGAGUAUGGAGGCUGCAUCAUGUUCCACUCUCCACGUCCUGACCAGGGGCUGGUGCAGGGCCGGAUAGAAUAUGUUGAGGUGUACCAUGCUGGACAGGCGUUCCGCCUGGGCCGUUACCCCGUCCACUGGCACCUAUUGGGGGAUCUGUCCUUCGGCUCGUACAUGCGAGGCUGCUCGAUCCACCGGACCUUUAACCGCGCCGUCACCAUCCAUGGCACGCACCGGCUGCUGGUGGAGGACACCGUGGCCUUCAACGUGAGGGGAGGGGCCUUCUUCCUGGAGGAUGGAGUGGAGCGGGACAACGUGCUGCGGCACAACCUAGCCGUGCAGGUGCGCCAGAGCACCAGCCUGCUGAACGACGACCUCACCCCGGCCGCCUUCUGGGUGACCCACCCCAGCAACACCCUGCAGGGCAACUCCGCGGUGGGCGGCACCCACUUCGGCUUCUGGUACCGGCUACUGGAACACCCAGAGGGGGCGUCGUGGGACCAGAGCCUGUGCCCACGUAGCCUCCCCCUCGGGCUGUUCCUCAACAACUCAGUGCACUCCCAGGGCUGGUACGGCCUCUGGAUAUUCCCUGCCUAUCACCCAAACAGGGAGGGAAGGUGCCAGGGGGGGAGCGUCCAGCCUGCGGCCUUCUACUCCCUCACCGUCUGGAACUGCAGAAAGGGGGCCGAGUGGACAGAGGGAGGGGCCCUCCAGUUCCAUGACUUCCUGCUGGUCAACAACGAGGAGGCGGGGGUGGAUAUCCGCCGGGUGCUGAGGGCCUACAUUGGCGGUUGGGGCCUGGCCGCGGGGGCCCUGCUCAGCAACCUCACUGUGGUGGGUCAUGCCCAGGGUCUGGGUCCCCAGCUCUGCACGAGCACUGGCCUGCUCCUACCCCUGGACGAGGGGCUGACCGUGGACGGGCUCCGCUUGGUGAACUUCGACCGGCCUGGCUGCGUGGCUCUGGGGCUGGCAUCGAUCACCGGGAGCUGUCAACAAGGCUGCGGUGGCUGGAGUGUCAGGUUCAGUCGGGUCCACUACUUCAAUGUCUCCAACAAGGCCGCCUUCCACUUGGAACAUGAGAUUGUGCUGCACGACAUCGAUGGCUCCCUUGCAGGUGGUGCUGGGUACAAGGUGGUUCCUUACAGUGGGAUAUUGGACCCUGCGCAGUGCCAGCAGUCAGAAGAAUGGAGCCAGCGAAUCCCGGGUGUUGUGUGUGACUCCACUGUCAGCUUUCAUCGUGUCUCUGUCCACAGCCCCUCUCCAUCUGCCCUGCAGGGGCGUCAGCUCAUCCUGUCCAACACUUACGGAAGCAGCAGUCUUUCCAAUUGGUAUGAAAGGCUAAACCACGGACCAGGCUGGAUGGCACUCAUACCCAACAAUCAGACUGUUAAUUGGCAUUUCAAGGAUGUGGAUCACAUCACGGAGAUCUCCUACAGAGCCACCUUUUAUCAUUUCACGGACAGCGACCACAUUGUGGUAUCCCAUAACCUGACCCAGCACCCCGACCACGUCCAGGUGACAGAUCUACAACAGAAUGCCUCCCUCCAACCCCUGGGGUGGGCCCACAACCGGAAUGGUGACUGGUACUUUGAUUCAGACAACAGGACCUUGUACUACCUGGUUUCAGGGAAAGGUGCCCCUCCUUAUCCAGGUUUGGACCCGACCAUGGUCAACAUAAACAUUCACCUCCGUGUCUUCCGCUGCUUCUACCAGAACUGUGCAUCUCCUCCUCAGUCCACUCUGCCGACCUUCGUCAGCUCAGCUUCCCGAUACAGUCUGUGGUCGAACUCCUCCUUCUGGGAAUCCUCUCCAGAAAACAACUUCACAGUUCCCAGAGAAGGUGACAGUGUGGUCAUAGCCCAAGGGGUCUGGCUUCUGGUUGACAUAAAGAUUCCAUCACUCUUCAAACUUACCAUCUAUGGCAUCUUGGAAGUUCAGGAUGAGAAUGCAACAUCGGACCACAAUUCCUCACCCUACAUGAGCAUUGUCCUCAAUGCUACCUACAUCUCAGUCCAGGGAGGCAGGCUCAUAGCAGGAACACCGGAGAAACCGUUCAGAGGAGAGCUCCUGAUCGUUCUGCGAGGAGACCACCUGACCCCGGACUGGCCUUUACCAAAUGGCCCUAAUCAGGGGGCCAAGGUGCUGGGUGUGUUCGGAGGACUGGAUCUCCACGGGAUUCCUCACCAGCACUACAGGACCAAGCUGAGGAAGACAGCACAGGCCGGUUCCCUCAACCUAACCUUGGCAGCAGCCGUCGACUGGCAGGAGGGCGAUGAAAUCCUGGUGACGAGCACCAGCUACGAUUCCCAGCAGACGGAAUCUCGGAGCAUCCGUUCCAUCUCACACGACAGGAUGUCUCUGCUCCUGGACCGGCCACUCUCCUUCAUGCACGUGGUGGACACACAGGAAGUGAAGGGAAGAGACUGGUGCUACAGCCUGGCAGCAGAUGUUGCUCUCCUCAGCAGAAACAUAAAGAUCCUGGGCCAUGACUCCCUGGGCUGGCAGGAGCAGAUGUUCGGAGCCCGCGUGCUCAUCAGUUCCUUCUUCUACAAUGACCUGGAGAUCAAAGGUUAUGCCAGGAUAAAGGAUGUUGAAUUCUACCACAGUGGACAGAUGGGAUACUGGGAUUACUUCGAUCCACGUUACUCUGUGGCAUUUCUCAAUCUCGGCCAGAUUCAAGGGAAUAGCUCGUAUAUACAAGGUUGUGCUAUUCACAAUGGAUUUGCCCCUGCCAUUGGAGUCUUUGGAACGAAUGGCCUCAAUAUCGAUGACAAUAUCAUUUACAGCACCAUGGGAGAAGGUAUCAAAGUGUGGGGGAGCCGGAACCGAGUGAGGAGGAACCUGGUGGUCCUCAGCAAGUCGACAGCAAUUCCCUACUCCUGGACAGCAGCUAUCGAAGUGAAUAAAGAUUCUGAGGUUGUGCUACAGGAGAACAUCAUUGUCGGCUUUGAGCAGAUCGGUUACCGCAUUAAUGGAGAGCCAUGCCCUGGACAACCAAACCCUGCUGAACCUUGGGCCAAUAACGAGGUCCGUGGAGGACAGAUUGGUGUUUACAUGAAUGGAGAUGGAUUCCCCAAAUGCUCCCUUAUCCAAGGUUUCAUAGUCUGGAAAUGCCAGGACGUUGGCAUCUACUUCCAGGUAAAAGGUUCUGUGCAAGUCUCUAAUGUGACCCUGGUGGACAACGGACUGGGUAUUUUUCCAAUGAUUUAUGGACCUCCCGCACUCUCACAUCAGAUAUCCAAUAAAACUGUUCGUGUUACUAAUGCCUUGAUUGUUGGUGUUAGCCCUGGCUUCAAUUGCUCAGAUACUCUGCAAAACAAUUCUGAUUCAACCAAUGCAAGGAACAAAUGGAGUUCCAGGCAGCCUUGGGGAAGGAGCGGGAUCUGUUGGCCAACAUUUGCCUCAGGGAGCAACUUUGCACCUAGACACCAGCAUUCUGUGCUGAUCAGCUACCCAGCCAUUAGUGGGCUGAUGAUGGUGCAGAACACAACGUUUGUGGGAUUCUGGGGUGUGUGUUCCAAGGAGCUGAACGUCAUGCUUAUCAGUAACCCUAACAAUGAGGACAUGCAACACCCUGUGCUGAUGGAGAGGAUCACCAUCGACCAGAGUGAGGAGCGAGGGAAGGUCUUCAUACACAGGCCUGAUGUCACUAAGGUAAACCCCAGUGACUGUGUGGACAUGGACUGUGAUGGCAAGAAGAAAGCCCUACUGAAAGACCUGGAUGGCUCAUUCCUGGGGGCAGUUGGAGCUGUCAUCCCACAGUCGGAGUAUGAGUGGAAUGGAGACAAUCGCCGUGGCCUCGGCGAUUACCGGAUCCCAAAAGUUCUGCUGACGUAUUUGAAUGGGAGCCGUAUUCCUGUAUCCCAAGUGGCGCCACACAAAGGGAUUAUCAGAGAUUCCACAUGUACCUACAUGCCUGACUGGCAAAGUUACAAGUGCUUUGGGCUGAACUAUGAGUUGUUGAUUAUUGAGAGCCUAGACUCCGAUACUGAAACCAGGAGACUAUCCCCGGUGGCUCUGCUCUGUGAUGGCUACUUGGACCUCAUCAACGGACCCCAGGACCAUGGUUGGUGCUCUGGAUAUACGUGCCAUAAGAGGAUUUCACUCUUCUACGGGGUUGUGGCCACCAACAAGUCAUGUGACGUUUACUUCACCAGCACCAGUCCGCAGAGUCUGCGUCUGCUGAUGCCCAUCGCUAAUGCCAGCAGGAGCCUUCGCUUGGCGAUCUAUUACUCAUCACCACAACGACUGGAUGUGUACGUCAAUGGCACCCUUGUUCCUCCAACCAAUGCAGAAUGGAACAGUGCACACACAGACUACACCCUGAGGGCACCCACCUACCCAGAAGAAUUUGUUCCCAAGUUAAAAUCCACAGUCCAUGGAGCAAACUAUUUUGACAGAACAUACCAGAUGCUGAAUGUUUUACUGAGGGGUUCGAUUCCAGUUGAGAUCCACACAGCCCCCACACUCUUCAUUUCCUUUAGUUUGCCCUCAAUGACAGUGGAUGAGUUCUACGGUCCAGACCUAGCAAACAACCUCGCCCUGUUCCUGGAUGUGCCGGCAAGUAAAAUCCGCAUCACUAAGAUUGUGCGGGAGGAUGCGUUGCUCAGGAGGCGAGCUAGAUCGAUCACAGUGGAAGUGGAGAUCGGAGACCCUCCGUAUGGGCAGUUAUCAUCAAAGAGCACCUCUGCAGGUACACUGAAGUACUCUGACUUGAAGGAAAUCGCCAACAACCUCGGUGAUGCCAUGUUAACUGGAAACCUGAAUGCUUCCUUGGGCUUUGAGGUCUCGGGCUUGGGUAUCUCUGGCCCUUUUCCAACUCCAGAUGAUCCAGAGUGGUCCCAGGUGGCCGCACAACCUGUGCAGAGAGAAGAAGUGAGUAAGAACCACGUGGCCCCUGUGGCAGGUCUAGUCGUGGUGACUGAACCAAUAGCUGGAGACCCCGGGCAAGUGCUCAGUCGGCAACCCAGUCUUGUGGCAGUGGACUCUGAUGGGAACUGUGUGUCAGUGGGAGUUACCUCGUGGGAGCUGGUCGCUGUGCUGGUGAAUUCCCAGGGUGUGCCAGUCCCAGGUCUCAAUGGAACAACCAGGAUCUUGUUCAAGGGUUGUUGGGCUAUAUUCACUGAUCUCUCCAUCAGCAUCAAUGGCACCAACUACAGACUACGGUUCCAGUUGAUGUCGUUGGAGGCCCAGUCCCACAAGUUUUCAGUUGGCUCGGAACACAAAUCUCCAGAAGAUCCUGAUUCCGACUCUAGCCCCAGUCUCAACUCAAGAAGCGGGAUAAUUGCUGGCGCCAUAUUGGGAGGUCUCCUGCUCAUCAGCAUCGUUGUGGCUGUGACCUGGAAAAUGGCAGCCAACAGAUCAAAGGUUGCCUCGUUUUCAGGAAAAUGGGCAGAGCAGAGCAGUGGAGUCACAGCUGUUGCCAGAACCGCCCCCACUCUGCCCCCUGUGUACAGCUAACAGCUCACCGAUCUCUGAACGGUGGAAGUCGUUCUCAUUGCUGAGGUAGAGGUGACGGGUUUUGAAUUUGGAUAGAACCCAGACCGAAUGAGCAACUGUGCUGAAUGAAGAUGCGGCCUGACAAUGAUUUUUAAUGUGAUUUUCCUUGAAUGCAAAAUCUUAAAUGAUGAUUAAAUCUUCCCUCAGUUCUGGAUUACAUUUCAACUGGUAAUGUUCUAUAUGUUGAGUACACUGGUCAGAUGAUGUGAAUUUGAGAUAUUUCUAGACAAUGUGCCACAGUAAUAUUAAUGCAGAUUUAUUGAAUGCUCUGGCAAAGAGGCUACAUACAUGGUCUUCCUGAUAUUUUAACCUCUGUAUUAAUUACUCCUGUAAUACUUCUCCCUGUGUUCCAUAAUAUCCACUCUUUUCUCAAAGACUUUAAAAUCCUUCCUAAUCUAAUCCCAUUCUCUUCUCACCCCGUACAACUUCACAGAGCUGCUGAUGGUGCUGCCUGAUCACAUUACUUCGAUAAACUCUGCUUCAUCAAUCCAUUCCAGACUUCCCACUGACCCUUUACACAAACCCUAUUCUACUUUUGAGACCCUCACGUUGCUGUUGUCUUGUUCCCUGUACCGAGAGCCAGUAAUUAUUGAAUUCAAUGGAACCAAAGACUAUGGAGAUAUCUACCAGUUUACCAUUGCCCCAAGCCUGCUCAUGAUCCAGCACUUUGCCUAAUACCAACUGGUUAUGGUCUUCCAGACUUUUCCAACCUUCUAUAUCCUGCAAAGCAAGGCAAAACUGGUUCAAGUUCAUGGGAUCAUGCAGACCUGUUGAGAAUAACACACAAACGAAAGGUAAUUUAAGAAUUCAUUGUCAGUUUAAAGUAAACUAUCAUUAACUAUUUGAUACCAGAUAUGUUGGACACUUUUGAUUUAGAUUCAACCUUCACCCACUGCUCACAACUUCUGUGAAACACAAAUCCAAACCAAUUUGGUGCAUUUUAUGGCUCAAGACAAAUUAAAAUGCAUUCAUUUUAACUUCAUCCUGAGUGUAGUCCACAGUCCAAGAACUCACUUCCCAUACUUCUCAUCAUUUCAGACUUCAUUACUAGUAAUAACUAGCUAUUAAGUUAAAUUACAUUAAUUAUUAAAUCAAAUUAAUUGUAGUGCAAUAUAAUAUAUAUAUCGAUGUUCAAUGUCAUAGAAACAGCUCUGAUAAAUAAAUUUUCUUAAGAUUUUGAUGCUGUGUUGAAAUGGUUGCAAAGAUUGGAUGGAUGGGGAUACAGAUGUAGAAUCAAUGUAUUCAUAAAACCUCUCCCUGCAUUAGCCUGGCCUCGUUACUCUUCGUCAUCACUGUUCAAUGAUAAAUGUUGCAGAACAGCCAACCCUCCAGAGGGAGGAGAUGGUGUCCUUAUCAUCUCUGCUGAGCUAUCUUCAACACAAGCAAGCCCAGACUCUGAACACAUGUAGGGGUCUUCAGCAUCCAACCGUGCUGCACUCACUCUCAGCCUCACAGUGAUGGUAGAUUUCAAUCCCACCCCAGAGUGGAGGACAAAGAACAAGUGCCUUGACCUGAACCAGGACUCUGCAGUCUGAACAGGUCACAUAAGCUGUUGAACAGAAGAGACAAAUGGAGCAAAUUAAUUUUUCCCCUGUAAGCUGUGUCUUUAUUUGCCUAACCCAUCUCCUCACUUUGGUCAUGUCAUUAUAAAAAAGCACCAGUCUACAACAGUGAACUUGCAGACUAGAGAGCAGACAAACUUCCUUCAACGUUAAUAGUUGUCACCGCAAGCUGAGCUGCCAUUAGGCAGCUGUGUCCCUGAGGUUUCAAAGCCGGAACAAUAAUUGUGUCACGUCAGUUACCGAGCACGGGUAUCUGAGCUUGCAGACUCUUCACAAACCAACUACUCACUGUGAGACAGUGAGAGUGCUUCAUCCUCAGCAGUUUCGUAACAAUGAAUUGAUGUUCGGAGUCUGCAGAACAUCGCACAGACCACAGGAUGUUCAGCUGCACUUUGCACCCGAAGCAAUUUCCUUUUCAGUGUUGUUUUAUAACUGGUAGUCUUCACUUUUGAGAACAAGCCAACAAGAUUAAAACAAU